Molecule: messenger RNA, 1086 nt
Organism: Caenorhabditis remanei
Lineage: Eukaryota; Metazoa; Nematoda; Chromadorea; Rhabditida; Rhabditidae
Exons: 4
Coding region: 1-1086 (361 amino acids)
Source: RefSeq, a predicted model, not a curated record
AUGCGUCACAAAUGUAAAAUAUUUUUUGGAUUUAUCCUGCUCAUCUUGAUUUCGUGUGGUCUGAUGCUUCUCUUUGCUGCUCUGACCAUCAAAUACCCAAAAGAAUUGCCCUAUCUCAAUCCGUAUAGAAUCGCAGUCUGGGCGAGAAAGCUCGGAAUCAACAUAGAUUCUUGGAAAUGUGACACCGUCGAAUGUCUCAAAAUGUGGGAAGCUGACGACAAGGAUGAUUAUGAUGAGAAGGAUGUGAAACAGUUCCUCGAAUCAAACAGAACUACUCUGAAUCCGAAAGCACCGACAAAAAUUUCGCCUCUCAAGUUGUCUUGCAUCCAAUGCAUUGGAGGCAAAUUUCUCAAACAUCGCGAAUUGAUGCAGAACAGUAAACGAAAGCAAAAAAUGGGUUGGGUCAACGAUUGGUAUAAGACCAACUGCUUUCUAAACAAAGUUAAAAUGUUACCGUGCAGUACAACUUGCGUCACAAUUUGGAUUCUGGAGAUGGAGAACGGUCUGCGUGGUAAAUUCAAUGGUGUCAUGUUCGACUGCGCCGAUGAGUUGAUAUACCACUCCCCCGAUAUUCCAGGACGUGGUGAUUUAUACUCGGAUAACGCUAUCGUUUUCAAUGAAGAAGCAGUGUACAAUAAUAUUAGACAAGGAUACAACAUAACAUAUCAAUUCACCAAAUCCAACUUGGUUGAUCCGAAGGAUUUAGUCGCUUUUCUCAAAAAUAUAACUGCAACACAAGUUCCUCUCGAAGUCGAGGCUAUCUCUACUGGAAACCUGAUUGUGUUUCAUACCUUUGCAGGAAUGGGUAUCUUUUUGGUGAUUUUUGCAAUUGUGAUUUGCAUCUGUGGUUGCUGGCGGGACUGGCGUUAUCGUGUCAAGCGAAGAAAGGAAGACAAGAGACUGUUGAAGGAAUGCGCCGACUUGGAAAAAGACGUGGUUGUCAUGUCUACAUUGGUUGCCAAUCAAGAUGCUGAUCCAUAUGGAUUGGCGAGUAACGAUGAAAUCAAAAAUAUUGAAUUGGACACGAAGAACAACACUGAGGACCGCCACCCAAACGGAAAAGUUUGCAACGCCCAUCACUCAUGA